UCGAUUUACUGACUUCAGUGGCCUUAACAGGAACGAACCACGAAGGUGAUCAACCGCCUCAUUUGACUCUGAUGGACGACACGAUCCAAAUCAAGCAAAAUCUAACUGUAUUUGAUGGUCCAGAAGGUCGCUUCUGUCCUGCUGGUGUUUACGAAUACGUGCCAACGGAAGAUGGACAGGGUAAAAAGUUUCAAAUUAGCGCCCAAAACUGCAUUCACUGUAAAACAUGUGACAUCAAAGAUCCCAGUCAAAACAUCAAUUGGGUCGCACCCGAAGGAGGUGGCGGACCUGCAUACAACGGAAUGUAAAGAGGGCACUCGGCUUCGUUUGACGGAUAUGAAUUUUAAAUAGGCCUGAAUAACUCAGGAAAAAUCAAUGCAAUUUUUUUUUCAAUAGACCUAUCAACUUAUUUUAUCGAAAAUUUCUACAUGCAAGUCUGAGUGACUGAAUCAGGAUCUUUAGCAUUGUUUAAAAGAAUGUUAACCUGAUUAGAGAAAUGCUAUGCUGUGGUGUCCACGACUUCUGUUUGAAGAAGCAUGCAUUUUGCAUUUAUAGGCAUAUUGAAAUACAUUCUACGGAAAUUAA
Messenger RNA from Daphnia pulicaria, 585 nucleotides. Its product is annotated as electron transfer flavoprotein-ubiquinone oxidoreductase, mitochondrial-like. Gene Ontology annotation, cellular component: mitochondrial inner membrane. Gene Ontology annotation, molecular function: electron-transferring-flavoprotein dehydrogenase activity; iron-sulfur cluster binding. Gene Ontology annotation, biological process: electron transport chain. The record is from RefSeq and is a predicted model, not a curated record. Lineage: Eukaryota; Metazoa; Arthropoda; Branchiopoda; Diplostraca; Daphniidae. The transcript is spliced from 2 exons. The coding region runs from base 72 to 308 and encodes 78 amino acids.